AUGGAUUCCAGCGGGCUCAAACGGAAGGACACCACAAAGGGUCCGCCUCUGCGCAUCUUAUCGCUUGACGGAGGAGGCGUGCGCGGUUACUCGAUGUUCCUCAUUCUCCAGGAGGUGAUGCACCGGACCUUUGUCGAGAUUGAAGGGCGAGCGCCGCGCCGGAACGAGAUUCCAAAGCCCUGCGACCACUUCGACCUCAUAGUCGGCACUGGCACCGGCGGCCUGAUUGCGCUGAUGCUCGGCCGAUUGCGCCUCGACAUUGAGACAUGCAAGGAACUCUAUGUCCGGCUAACGCGCAUGGUUUUCGAGACGGACAAGACCAUCGCGGGGAUACCCUAUCGCUCAACAUUGUUCAAGGCGACCAAACUAGAGGAGGCAAUCAUGCAAUGUGUCAGAGAGCACACCGUCUACGAGAGAGAAGGGAACGACUAUUCAGAUGUCAGCAGCGCUGGUGUGUUGAGUCCCGUUUCCCGCACAAGCGCCUCGUACCCGAGGAGGCACUCCAGCAACGCGAGCGUCGUGAGCUUCAGCGCCCGAGGGCCCGGUGCCCAGACUGUCAGGCCCCCGAUAUCGUCUUCCCGCUGGGGUGAUCCGAAUGCUCGUUUAUACGACGAGAGGGAAAACCGGACCAAGACCGCUGUCACGGCCAUGUACAAAGGCAGCACAAAAGGCAAUGCGCCCGCCUUGCUGCGCUCCUACGACUCGAGGCGAGAGCCGGCUCCGGAAUUCGACUGCAAGAUAUGGGAAGCCGGCCGGGCGACGUGUGCGAUCGGUCUCGCUUUCAAGCCGAUCCAGAUUGGGCAAUCCGUGUUUCACGACGACGGCGCGGGAAACUUCAACCCGUCCAUGACGGCACUCGACGAGGCGGUGGUGAAUGAGUGGCCUGGCCGGGAGGUUGGCGUGUUCAUUAGUGUCGGGACGGGAAAGCGACCAAAGGGCAGCGAUUCGAACGCAGCUUUAUGGUACGAGGGGUUCCUGGGUGAGUUUGCCGAGGCGAGGAGGAAGUUGAUUGCAAAGAUUGAGGGCUGCGAACGGAUCCACGAGAUCAUGAAGAAGGAACACUUGGCGAAGCGCGGCGUCAACAUCGAAAACUACUACCGGCUCAACGUGGAGGUCGGCGUUGGAGAAUUCGGCAUGAACGAGUGGCACCGGCUGGCCGAUAUCAGCACCAAAACGCGGCAGUACCUCGCCCAGGAAGAGGAGCAGAAAAUGGUGCAAAGCGCGUCGGCGAAGCUGGCCAAAAUCCACUUUGCAAAGCAGCGGUGGGAGCGCCUCGGCGCAGCAGCGCCAGAGUAUGCCAAGGCCGCGCCCGAAAUCUCGCUCCCGCUCGCGGUCGAGCUGCCAGGGGAUUUCCCCAUAUUUCCUCAACACCAACAACAACAGCACACCCCGCCAGACCGACGCUCGUACGACUCCGGAAGCGACAUGCUCCCCGUGCCACAUCCCAGCACCCCGUCGCCAAGAAGCUCGGUGGGCGAACCGCCACGUUCGUCGCCCAAACCCAACCAGCAGCCUUUCUCACCAGGCGCCGGCGCAGCCAGCCGGCAUAGCAAUAAUAAGCCGUCCGGCGUGACAAUGACGAGCCGGGGUGAAAGGAGUACGGAGGACGCGGACCGGCUCACGGUUAGCGCCCCGACACCGGCGCAGUACCGGACCGCGGCGGGGAGUGAUAAGAUUGCCAUCGUGGGGCCGGAUGAUUACCCCCGACGCAGCUUCCAGCAGGAACAACCACAACAACAAUCCCCGGGAGGGAGCCGCGCGGAACCUCCGCCGCUGCCGCCUAAGACACCGCUUCCUGAGCGCCAGUCGGUGGGGGCGGGGUAUGGUGGUGGUGGUGGUGGUGGUGGUCGGCAGGGGACGACGGGCUCGGGCUCGGUGUUGCCUUAUCCGCUUGACGAUGAUACGCCGCCUGUGGUUAACCUGGCGAAGAAGCCUGUUUACAGGCCUAGGUAG
Messenger RNA from Canariomyces notabilis, 1953 nucleotides. Its product is annotated as FabD/lysophospholipase-like protein. NCBI's taxonomy places the organism in Eukaryota, Fungi, Ascomycota, Sordariomycetes, Sordariales, Chaetomiaceae. The record is from RefSeq and is a predicted model, not a curated record. The coding region runs from base 1 to 1953 and encodes 650 amino acids. The transcript has 3 exons. Gene Ontology annotation, cellular component: membrane. Gene Ontology annotation, biological process: arachidonate metabolic process.